Messenger RNA from Myiozetetes cayanensis, 12965 nucleotides. It is a transcript of the gene ZNF318, whose product is annotated as zinc finger protein 318. Gene Ontology annotation, molecular function: nucleic acid binding; zinc ion binding. The record is from RefSeq and is a predicted model, not a curated record. Gene Ontology annotation, cellular component: nucleoplasm. The transcript is spliced from 10 exons. NCBI's taxonomy places the organism in Eukaryota, Metazoa, Chordata, Aves, Passeriformes, Tyrannidae. Gene Ontology annotation, biological process: negative regulation of DNA-templated transcription; positive regulation of DNA-templated transcription. The coding region runs from base 53 to 6103 and encodes 2016 amino acids.
CGGGGGGCCGGGUCGGAGGAGCCGCCGGGACCCCCGGGCCGCCGGCGCCAUCAUGUACCGCUCCAGCAGCGGCCGCUCCGGCCCCUCGUCCUCAUCCUCGUCCUCCUCCCACCGGCUGAAGGAGGGCGGCUCGUCGGCGUCCCGCGUCUCCCGCUUCAGCACAUCGGGGCCGGGGCCGGGCCACGGGCGGCCUCCCCCGCCGCUGCCCGCCGCCGCCGCCGCCUCGCCGCCGCGCUCCGCUUCGCCCCGUCCGCCGCCGCUUCGCCGCCACCGCUCCCCGUCGGGACACCGCGGGCCCUGCCGCCGGUCCCCGUCGCCGCACCGCAGCAGGAGGUUGCCAUCGCCGCCGGGAGGAGCGGGGCUCGGCGGGCCCCGGGGCCGCCGGGGCAGCGAGCACGGAGACAGCGGCAGCAGCCGGAGACGUUCACCGAGUCUCCGCUCUGAGUCUUCACUGGAACACAGUUUGUGGAUUACUGUUGGUAAUGACCGGUAUUGCAUUGGCACACCGGAGCGGAGGAGGCUGCCUGAUAGACUGGGCUCACCAAUUGAUAACCUGAGUGACAGGGAUGAUAUGGCUGAUGGUCCAAUAUUCACUAGAGGCCUCACAUGUCCUCGAGGCCUUGAGAGAUACCCAUCACAUGAAGAUCAACCCUCGAGUCCCUUCCCUGUGAGGCACGAUGAGGACUACCGCAGCCGAGAUGUUUUCCUCCACCGCUCAGAUUACAGUCCACAUUAUGGCCGGCGAGAAGAGCUGCCUCGUGGAUCUGACAGAGAUGGUGACAAACUGAGGAGAUCCCCUUACCCACUGAGGCCGGAAGAGAGGGGACGAGAAAUAAAGCGUCCGCGGUAUGAAAAGGAUGAGAAGAUGCAUGGUGUGAGCGGAGAGCAUCAGGGUUUCUCAUCAGGAACACGGAACUACCGCAGACGAAGCCGCAGCCGUAGUAGGAGCCUGAGCCCAUCGUACCUGAAUGAAGAAUUCCGAGAGCUUGACCGUGCAAGGAGGAAAAGAGAAGAAGAAGAGCGUAGCAGAAAUGUGAAUCAUGAUGUUUCAGGCAGUGGCUAUGCGAUCCCUGGCUUGACUAACACACUACAGACUUCUGAGCCUCGGUAUACAUACAGGCCUGAAGAAAUCCCACCCAUGCCCAAAAAAUCUAUUUUGAAGAAACGAGUGGAGAUGGAAGUAGAGUCUCCUAUUCAGCCUGAGAGCUUUUCAAGCAGUCCGGCUCCCAGCAAGGAUCUUCCUCUUCUUUCCAGUCAGUCAUCUCUGCCCCAGAGCAACAACGUGGCUCCUUUUGCCUCUGAAGUGGAGAACUUUCUCAAACGGUUUAACAAAGACUCUCUUGUGGAGUCUGCAAACAAGGAGUUGCGUGAAGAUUUAUAUGAGUGGAGCCCACUUUCUGGGCCUCCCAAAGACACUUUCACGUUUGAAGAAAAGUUUGGGAGCUUCUUAAGUCACAAAGAAAAGGUAGAAGCCAAGUCAGAGCCCGCUGAUCGCCAUACUGACUUCCUGCUACCUCAUGAGAGGGCCAGUCAGGAUGGCAGUGGUUUCUCCCGAAUUCUGGGCAUGAUGGCUGAUUCUGUAAGUGCUCAGGAGAAGAGGAGGCGUAGCUUUCCUGACAUUGAGGAUGAAGAGAAAUUUCUUUAUGGUGAUGAGGAUGAGGAGACCAAAAUGGAAUCUCUCCCUGUUCAGAAGCCCCCAGUGAGUUGUGGCAAUGAGAUAAUAGUCCAGAAAACGAGCCCACCUCCUUCUCCUGCUCCAGCUGUCAAACUGGAUGCUUUAGAAGAGCCAAAUGCAGAGUAUGCAAAGAUCCACGACUUACUCAAAACCAUUGGGCUUGACAUUGGUGUUGCUGAAAUUGGAAAACUGGCUGUCCGUACCCAGGAACGCCUUCAUGGCAAAAAAUUGGCAUCUCGUUCUCCAGAUCGUCGCUCUUCAGACACUCGCAGACUGGACCAUUGGGACUUGCGGCGCAGCCGGAGUGACACUCGUUCUCCCGAGUCAGGCCAGCAGCGUUCAGCGUCGCCUCCGGUCUCUUUUCAGCAGUCCAAAGAUGCAUCCUCUCUUCAGAAAUCAGAAUAUACUAAGAACAAGCCAGUGGGACAGGAUAUACCUCCAUGUGCACCAGAACAGCCUCUUCCUUCUGUCUCUCUCAUUCCCUCAGUUCCACCAACUCCUCCUAGUUUGCCACCUACACCUACUUCUGUUGCCCAAUACCAAAUUCCCAGCUAUUCCCACUACACUCCCACUCAAAUGCCCCAAAACUAUCCACCUCCCACAAUAGCUCCUCCAGGAUACGAUGCAUAUGGGCAUUAUAUGGCGUAUGCAGCUCCCGGCUGGCCCAUGUACCCCCCUGCCCAGCAGCCUAACCCUACACUGCCAGAAGCUCAUGGCCUUCUUACGAUGGCCAUGACAGCGAACCCCACACGUCCCAAUCUCCGGGUGAUUGAGACAGUGUCCUUGGGAAAGGAUGUCCCUGAUGUAAAAAGAGAUGGUUCUGUGCUCGUUCAAGUCCCUACCACUCCUUCUCAUUCCAAAGCGCCCCUUCGUCUGUCUUCACACCCUCUCAAAAAUACCACAGAAAGGAUGUCGGAUGAAAAAAAUCGGGCAGCUCAAAAGCAGAAGGUGAUAGAAGAGAGAGAAAAACUGAAGAAUGACCGAGAAGCACGGCAGAAGAAGCUUUACUAUCUCAAGACUGAACUGGACAGGCUUCGUAAACAGCAAGGAGAGAUGUUGAGGAAAAAACGUCGUGAGAAGGACGGACACAAAGACCCCUUGUUGAUUGAGGUGAACAGACUACAGGAGAAUAUUAUGAAGGAGAUUGCAGAGCUGCAUAAAGAAUCUGAUGCAGCUGACAAGAAGCAGUCUGAGCUUGACAAAGUAGCACAAAUCCUGGGGAUUAACAUAUUUGAAAAACCCCGGAAACCAUCUGUGGAAACUAAAGAUUCUUCAGAAAAGAACAGCAAGUCAGAAAAUGCAAAAGGUGUGGAGAAAACAUCUUCCUCCAACAAGGAAUCAAAAACUACUAAUGAAAAACCCAGAGGUAGAAGCCCGAAGCCAGCAGAAUCCUCUUCACAGUCCUCCAAACAUCCUUUCCAGUUGGCCAAUAUUUAUGAAUAUUAUGAUGCAGGGAACCACUGGUGCAAAGACUGCAAUACCAUCUGCGGGACCAUGUUUGACUUUUUCACACACAUGCAUAAUAAGAAACACAGACAGACCCUGGAUCCUUACAACAGACCUUGGGCUUCGAAGACCCAGAGUGAGACCAAACAAGACUCCAUAAAACGCAUCGAUAAGAUAACGGUUCCUGCCAAAGGCUCUGAGUUUCUGAUUCCCAUCACUGGAUAUUAUUGCCAGCUCUGUCAUGAAUUUUUUGGAGAUCAAAUCUCAGCAGAGCAGCAUGUGAAAAGUCAUCCCCACAAUGAGAAAUACAAGAAAUACAUAGAUGAAAACCCGCUCUAUGAAGAGAGGAGAAAUCUAGACCGUCAAGCUGGGUUGGCUGUAGUUCUGGAAACAGAGCGCAGACGGCAAAAUGAGCUGAAGCGGAAACUAGUUGAGAAACAGAAAGAAGAGAAGGAUGAGAAAAACCCAAAAAUAAUAAAGAAAGAGGAAGUAAAGAGCAACCCAGAGUCUGGAGAAGGGAAUAAUGAAACUCAAGGCAAAAUAGACUCUUCUGGGCGAAAAAUGGGUAUCAUGGUUAAGCUAAAGAAGGAAGAGAAGACAGAGGAGAAAAAAGAAGAAAAGAAAGAGGAAUCUAAAAAGGAAUCACCAAGCCAGACUUCCUUUGGGAAAUUCAGCUGGAAGAAGACUGAGAGAGAGGAUAAAACUCCAGGAGGAACUAUUCCAAAGGAGGAGAAUACAGAAGGAAACAAAGAGGAGAACAAGUGUCAGUCUGUGAAAUCCCAUAUCAAGCCCAUUGAAAUCAAGCUGUCUGGGAAAACUGUUAUUCCACACACUAGCCCAUGGAUACCAGUUGUUUCCACACCAACACCAGCAAAAGUUCUACCCAAUCUACCAGUCCCCACCAUGAUUUUCAGGAAGUCUAAUACUGCAACAGUUAGUAAACCAGCACCUUUGAACACCUUUUUAUCUAUAAAAUCCUCUGGAGCUACCACUAAACCACUGCCAGUGGUAAAAGAAACGAAUGCAGAUCUUCUGCUGCCUCCGGAUAUCAUCUCAAAAGCUUUUGGAGGAGAAGAAGUAAUUUUAAAAGGGACAGAGGAGGAUUUGAAAGCAGCAGAAAAAACUGAGUCUUCUCAGACUUCAGACAGACUACCUCCACGCCCUCCUCCAGCAGCAGUCCAGCAGGCAGCUCUCAUCCCUGCAGAUGAAGUAGCUCCAGGUGUGUCUGAAAGUGAACAGACAAUGCUGGCAAUGCCUGUGAGACCACCACCACCUUCAACUGCUUUCAGUGAGCAGGCAAAAAAGAUAGAAAAACGAAAUUCUUGCUUGGCCACAGCCAAUGCUAAAGAUCUCUAUGAUAUUUUCUACAGUAGUGGUGGGAAGGGUUCGGCUGACAGUAAGCUUGCAAGUUCUGCACUUCCAAAUGGAGAACACCCUAACCUAACAAAAUCUGCAGACUUAUCUGCAAACCCUAGAACAAACAGUAGCUCAUCCUCCUUGAAAGAGGAUUCUCAGAAUGUGGAUUUCUCACAGUGUAAUAAUCAAGGAACAGGGAGUUUGAUUCCCGGUGAGAAUCAGGCUGAAAUGAACAAGAAACCACUUCAGCCUCACCUGUCAGAAAUAUCUGUCACAGAAUUGCCAGAAAUAAAAACUGUUUCUGGUAUCCAGAUGCCUGUAGAAAUUGGACUUGUUGAUACAGGAGGUGGAGAGCAGGCAGGCAGUCAGGAAUUCUGUGAUGCACGGAAAACUGAGGUCCAAGAGAAAGUUGGACAGGAAGAUGGAAAUAAAACUGCAGUUACAAACACAGAUGUUCCUGGUACCUUGGAGAAAGAUGCAAAGACAAAAGACUGGGAGGUAAAAGCAGUAAAGCCUAAGCAUAGCUUACAGCCAAAGACUUUGUUGCCUGAAACACAGAAUGAAAUUCAAAAUUUGGGGAAUUCUCAUUUGGUAGAAGAAAAGUUAAAUGAUAACUGUAAAACUCGCUCAGAAUCUGAUAGUCCAAACUUGCUCUGGGAUGCUUCCAGAACUAGUAAUGGAAAAGAACAGGUUAUCACAACUCAAUCUUGUUCUAGGAGUGGUGGGGAUCUAUCAGAUACUCCAAAUGCAGAGAUAAAGUCUGGUUCUAAUGAGGUUAGUGCUUCAGAAUUGCAAACCCAGAGGCAGGAAGUUGAAUGUUUAGUCAAUACCUGCUCAAACAUUGUUCACCUCAGAUCCAAUCUAGAAUUAGUAGCUGAAAAUGAAAAAAAGUCAUCAGAACCCACUGGAUCUGAUGCAAAAUCAGAUAAUUUUUUUAUCAAGAGAUCGUCAGAAGAUGUGAAACAGAUUAAAACUCCCUCACAGAAAGCAGAACUUGAGCUCAAAAGCACUGAUUUCAGUUUGGGAGACAAUAAGGUAAAAGAGGAAUGCUUCAGCAUCCUUACAGCAGGACUUUUAAAUGAGACUACAGAGGAAGUUACAAAACUAGAAACUGUUGCAUCUGUUAGGCUGGAGUCCAGUAGACAUAAAAAACUGGGCAUUGAAGAAACAGUGAAUGAAACAGAGAUUACCGAUUUUGCUACGUUGACUUCUGACAGUCGGGAAGAUAAAUUUUGCACACAGAUUUCUCAAAAAGCUAUGCUGCAGCCUGGAUCACAGACCUCAAAUAGUGACACUACAGAGGUGGUCAUGCCAGUUCUAGAAAUGCAGGGCAUUUCUCCCACAUCUGAGAUACCUCUGCAAGUGGAGGAGAGCAAAGCUGGCACCGUUGAAAUGCCAUCACUGAGUUGUGAUGGAGGCAGCACAGAAAGUCAGUCUUCUGGGUACAUGGAAACUUUCAUUCCUGGGCUCAAAGAAACACAUGGAAAGGUGGGUGGCUCAGGAGGCAAGGGAGUAUGCACCAUCCAGAGCAAGAAGACUGAGCAAUCAGAAGCUGCUGACUGUAGUUUGGAAGCUACAACACAUUCAGGAAUUGCUGAAAGUGUAGCAGAAAGCCCAGUGGGUUGAAGUAAACCCAGCUAGUCCCAAUAUUUGAGGAACCAGAGCUGGGAUUAUGUAUAUGUUUUUUGUUUGGUUUUUUUUUUUGUUCCAGUUGAGAGUUUUGGAUGUAUUUUGCAUUCUGUGGUAGGAUUUGGCUAAAGUGAAAUUUAGAUCAUCAGAGGGCAGAACAUACUUUAUUCUGUACAUAACUAAUUAUGUAAAAUGUUUUUUCAUGUGAAUUUUUUUGCCAGUUUCUUUUCUACACUCUGCUAUUAAAAUGGAAUCUCAUUUAUAAUGCGUGCGUCUUUGUUCUUUAUUUUGGGAGCUUUUAUUCUUUGACCGUUCCUGGAUGAUUUCCAGCUCACCCUGUUUGUGUCAGUAGCAUCAUGAGUAGCCCAGCUGCUGGGACAAGCUCAAGAACAGCAGUUUAGAACUUGAGGAAAUGGAGAUUUGCAGAAGAGCUAAAACUGAAAAUUUCUUUGAACUGUAAUGUCUGGGUUUGUUUACUCUGUUGUUUAAAAUGCAAGAAUGUGAUUAGUUGAUUUUGUUGUUUGUUUAUCUGUCUCUGUGAAUUGUAAUUACUGUUGUAUUACAUCUGUACUUAAGCUGUUUCAUUGUAUUGUAUAAGCACAUGUGUGGAUGCCACUUCACUAAGCAAGGGGAGAAAAUCUGUCCGACUGGCUUUUGGAGAAGAAGACUUAAUCGGUAAGGCUCUGUGGCCUGACACCUGGACCAGACAUAUUGAGGUCACUUACAUGAUUUGAAAUGGGCUUUCUUUCGUUCUAUUGUGAUCCAGUAACUGUUUGUGUUAAAUCAUUUAGCAGCUGACCAGCUCUGAAGAAGUAGAAGAUCAGAACCCUGGUAUCAGGAAUUGGACUCGCUUCAUGUGAUACAGACACAUGCAUGCCUACCCUGAAUGGUCCUUGAGCUAUCAAAAGCUCUAGUGUGAUGGUUCUCAUUUGUAUAGCUUGUUAAAGACUAAAGUAUUAAAUGUAUUUGCUUGGAUAAAUACAACGUUUUUAUUUGUAAAUUGUUUAAAAAAAUAAACAUAUGGAGGUCAACAAGGCUUUCUUCCUGUUUUUCUUUUUUUUCCUUAACUCAAGGAAAGUGUUUUAUUUCAAUUAGUUUCUUACUCCUGUAGUAGCUGAUAAAACUGAGAAAUUGUAGAGGGUGAAGAUACUCCACAGUUAGCCUGCUCAAUAAAAAACCAAUUUGUUCCCAGCUAAAGUCAACGGAAGAACUACUUUCAACAUCAUCAGUAGAAGUUUGUUUGAAGUCCUGAACACUAUGCAAGGCUUGAGGUGGGGUGUCAGGCGAGGACCCCAACAGAGCUCACAUUUCUGUAAUUAGUAGCUGCAUGUGGACCGCCUGAGGGGGCAAAAUCACCAUUUUUCUUCGGUUACCAUGACUAUGUGUGAAGAAGGUAUGAAGCAUUUUUCAGAGUCGUUAUGGUGGUUUUCGUACUAGAAAUGUAAGAACUGUCUAAGCUGAGUUUGGAAAUCUAGUAUAAAUGGUCAAGUCAACAGUAAAAAAGUAAGAAGGGAAGAGAGUUUUUAGAAAGGCUGGUUUUAUGAUGUUAAGCAGUUACUGCAUUGAAUGUAAGAAAUCUUUUUUAGUAUCAUUGCACUACUUUCAUCAGAUAACUUUGCUGUCAAAAUCAAAGCAAGCAAGGUUUGACAUACUUGGAUAGUUUUAAAAUUGAGUUGGUCAGUGAAUAGAGAGAUUACUUAAAUCCUGGUUUAUUAAAAUGUCCUUUGUAGUUAUUUCUUGGUUUUCUUCUGUAUUUUUUAAUUAUAUACCUGAGUUUAUAUGUUUACAUUUGACAGCUAAAUUUUCCCCUCCUAUUUUCUUUCCAUCCUCUUCAAUGAAGUGCUUGAUUCCUUGUAAAUCCACAGAGGAAUAGAACUGAUUUUCUUACUUGCCUUGUUAUUGAGGGAUAUCAGUGCAGGGAAAGGAGAUAUUAAAGGGAAGGCUAAAUUUUUCUACAGUUCUGCUGUUAUGGAAUACACAUAUGCUUUCUGGUUAGUUUUUUUUUGCAGGUUGGUUUUCAUGAAGGUCUCAGUGCGUGCAAUGGCAAACAAGUAAUUUGGACAUUCGUCUCCUUCAGACAACCUUAUUCAGUGCUGUGUUAUCUGUGUGGGAUGUACUCUUAAUUAACUUUAUUUUGGGGCAAAGGACAAUGUAAUCUAUUAUCCUUGUUCUGUUCUCUCCUACAGUUGAUUCUAUGAGUAGUGGUGGUGGUCAGUGCUGAACCUGGCUGGCCAUGAAUUGAGAGGAGCUAGCAGCAAGGGCAAGCAAGAGCUUGGCAAAGGAGAAAUUGGGAAUUGUUACCUCAUAUUUGUCUAAAGCUUUCCAGAAUCUGAACCUUCCUAUGGUAUAAAUCAAAUGGUACUUCUUUUCAUGCCCUUUAUUCAAAUAAUCGUUCUAUCCUUGAAUGAAAAUAGGGCUCUUUAUUCCUGGAAGGAAGGUUAAUUUGGUCUUUUUUGAGGAAGAAGUAAGAAGUACUCCUUGAACCACCAAUGAACAAGAACAGGUUGUAUAGGUGAUGACAUCUAGGCACAUUGGUAGACAGAGGCAUUAACACUGUAAUUUCAUGAAAUGGCUUAUAUUUUUAUUUAUGUAUUUUUUCUUUUUUCUUCCUUUUUUCUUCCCUUUUUGUUUUUUUUUCCUGUGGUUUCCAGAGGCAUGCAGUAAAUGAUUUAUCCACUGUACUGGUCCCCUGUGCUGGCAGAGCUGUAGCAUAGUGCACUGACUGGAAAGCCUAAUUUCUAGGCUGGCCUUGGACUCUUCCAGAUCCUAAGGAGGAGGGGUGAGUUAAUGGGGUUUUACUUGUGUGUUUGAAUGGUGCAAUACAGCAUUACCUCUCCUUCCUGACCUAGCUCUCUAAAAACUGCAUAGAGCAUGAGAAAUUACUGUUCUGGUUUUUCAAAAGUUGCUGAUAGGGAGGAAACAAUCAUAAUUUGAAUGUUUCUCUCUUAACACUACUUCGAACCAGACACAAACACGUAGUAAAUUUGAAAGACAACUCUAAGCCUUCAUUUGAUGCUGCAGCCUUUUGUUUGCCACGAUGGAGGCUGGCACAAAUGCCUUUCUCCUGGAUGAAGUUUGUUCCAAAACCAAGCUUGAUGAAGAAGCAGUGGAAGAAGAGCUAUAGAAAAGCUGCUGGCAUCCUGUCAAUCUGUUUUAAGUCCAGGUGGGUUUUUAAUACUUCUUCCACUUUCUUUGAACAGGCAUUUGAAAAGGAGAAGCAGCCUUCAUAUGUUUACAAAAGUAAUGUUUUAGGUAAAAUACAGCCAGUUUUUUCAUGGGAUAGUCUCUUGGGCAGGUGAGUCUUGCUUCUACCUUACUGAAAUCAUGUCAUUGACUGAGGUUUAAGCAUCAGAAAGAAUUUUGGGGUGAGGGGGGGAUUGUUUGUUUGUUUGUUUUAGAAUUUUAAAUGGCAUGUGAGCAAGGAAGAAAUGCAUAAACCAUUGUUAUCUUAGUAAUUUUUUUUUUUUUAAUGCAUUUUUGUCAUAGUGGUAAAAAGUACAAGUAGUAGAUGAAGAUAUAAGGUCUCUGCCAUUUGGCAGAGAUAUCCCAGAAUUGCCAUCCCUGCAAGUGUUCAAGGGACAUGUGGAUGUGGUAUUUGGGGACAUCAUGGUGAACACAGCAGUGCUGCAUUAAUGGUUGGACUCGAUGAUCUUGGAGCUCUUUUCCAGUUUUAAUGAUUCUACAGUUUCUUAAUUCUUGUUAUGGAAAUAAACAUCCAAUUCCCAUCUAAAAGAGAAGCUUCACAGAUAACUUAAAUUUUGCUUAUGGAAACAGUAGGAAAAGUUGGCAAAGGCUGAUUAUUUUUUUAUCCUGGUAAACCCCAAACAGUUUUCAGAAAUAGCUACUGAAAGUACGUGAUGAUAGCAGAAGUCUCGUUAAAAAAACAAAAAACAAACACUAACAUCUACCAAACAAGUUCAACUCAAAGCAUGACAAAGCUAUAUUUCUUUAGUGCAAAGGGCAGAAGAAGUCACCUGGGAUAGGUUUUUAUGCGGUGCUUGAUGUGUUGUUUUAUUACUCUCUCAGAACAUUACAGAAGCCGUAAUGGGAUCAAAAUCACUCUCUGAGACAGAAUUCAGUCUUCUUCUGCCUGCUACACGCUUAAGUGCACACAGCCUACGUGCCACCACUGUGGGAGUAUAAAGCAGCCAUAAAAUUUAUUUUACUAGACUCCUUGCCUCUGUCUAGGAUGAAGAAUAGGGAUAUGCAGGUGAUGGUUGCUAGACUAUCCUUUCUGUCACCUGUUUUCAGCCAAUAGGGAGGUAUUCAUGGUCGUAACCAACUUGAGCAAAAUAACGCAGCUGUGGACUGUUAUAUUCUGCCUUGGAGCAGAAAUCUGAGGCUCCAAAUUUAGAAUUAGUUUCUGGGGUUUGUUUUCUGAUCCCACCUCCACCUCUUCUUGGGCUGUCUUGCUUGGAAUGAGAAGGCUGAUUACCAUAUGUUAGCAGUUCUGGGUUCUGGUAAAAUGAGUCAAACUGCUGUUACAAUUCCCAUGAAGCUGUCCAUCAGCUGGGGAUGCAGAGAGCAGAGCCAUUAGAAAUGUUCAGGCAGGUGGUGGAGAACAGUUGAAUACCUGCAGGAAAUAAAACCUGAAUUCAGAGCUGCAUCGAGGGAAACAGCAUUCCCUUUUCCAGCAGCCUGACUGAAGAAUCUUCAUUUUACAGACAGUAAAGCACACACAAAAGGUAAUGUUCUCAGUUCUUAAUCAAAUUGAAUUUUUCUCCAAGAAACUGCUUUUGUUGGAGGGUUGCAGCCAGAACCUAAUACUACAAAUCAUUGAGGAUACCAGCCUAUUUAAUUUGCAUACAAACUUUAGAUGAAUAUAAAAACAGUAAAUCUUUAGGAGCCAUGGUAGCUGUGAAGAACAUGAAAAGCCCUCUAACAGAUACCUGGUAAAGAAGGGGUUGGCAUGGCCCUCUUAUCAGUACUCAUGUUAAGCUGUAUUCGUGUCUUGUCAGGAGAUGAAAAAAACAAACGAAAUGUAAAUGCCAAUUAGAUGAGAGAAGGACUCGUAGCGAGGCACCUGCAAGAUGAGUAUUUAAGACAUGUUUGAUUAGUGAGAAAAAAAAGAACAAAGUCCAUUAGCAAAGGAAUAUCAGUCACUGCAUUUUCUCCUAAGAACCAAAGGCUUAAUGCAAUUAAACCCAUUUAAGAUGGUGCUUUCCCAGGUACUGUUUAAACUUCAUGUCCUUUACCAGUUAGUUUCACACAUAUUUUUUUACUAAGUGUAUGAGAGAGGUUCAAAAUUGGUGUAUCUCUGUUGUGUCUCUAGGCAUACUGUCCAAGAUAAGAUUACAAAAGCAAUUCACACUUGUAUUUUAUGUAUUCAGUGCAAUGAAGUCAUGCUAUGGAUUCAAUUUGGCUGGGUGAAAAAAAAAUCCCAUAUCUGCAUUUGCUGUAGUACUUCAUCCUUCACAUUGGAUCUGUCUGGCAUUUGAAUUAAGAUACAGGCACGGACAACCUGCUUCAAGCUGUCUGCAAUGUCUACCAAAGAUCAUCCAGGAUACUAAAUGACCUGUAAUUAUUUCUCCGAGAGUUGAAUUUAUGCUUCAGAAUGCAAGAAAGGCUAACAAGUUGAAAGUUUUAUUUCAGGUUUCUAAGAUGAAACCCUCUGCUUUAUAUGGUUAGCAUUGUAGACCAAAGCAUCAAAUACAUAGAUCUUUUAGUUACCCCACUUCUUAAAAAUCCCUUCUCCCCGUGAACUACCUGCAUACACAGUACAUUCAGUGACAGCUGUUUUCAUUUUGUAUUAAACUUGUGUUACAACCCGCCCCUGAAGGCAGGGUAGCUGAGGUUCUUGUUAAUAAUAGAUCCCUUGGGGCAGAUUAGAGCAAAACGACUGGUGUUUAUAAAUACACAUAUAUAUAUAUAUAUGGCAGGUUUAUUUCAGAACAAUUUCGUUGCAAUGGAAAGGAAGUAUGUAGCUGUUUUGGUUACUAUCUGUGGAAAUGUAUCAAUAUAGAAGCAUAAAAAUAACACUUAAAUUGUAUAAGGAAAAGAAAGACAGGUGGAAGGCCUCAGAAAUGAGUCUGGGGGCGCUUCAGGGGCCUUUGAUGGUUUAUGACACCUUCUAAGAUGUGACAGCUGCCUCUCAUGUCAGCUAGUUAUGGCUCAUGAGGGGAGGGAUGAAUACCUUUAAGCCUACAUGUGAAUGUGAAUGUCCUGAUACCUCCCCAUCUAUCCCACCUCCGCAGGGUCUGCUUCUCAUCAGCCUUCUCCCUUAUCUGGCUGAACACCCAGCUUGUAGCCUCCGGUGGUGGGUGUGCACCCCCUCUGCACCUGGGCUGUUACCUUGCACAGAGCCAGCAAAGCAGCUGCUUUUGCAAAUGGCCAUUAACAUUUUGGUCUCUCACAGCUUGCCAAAUUUCUUCCAGAAAGCUUUUGAUGCAGAGGGGAGAGAAGUAAUUAAAAGCUUAAAAGGGCCUCAGAUUUGGGAGUGUAACAGUCGAACCUGACAGAUGCUCAGCAAACUGGAUUUUAGAAUGAACGCAGAAUUUGCUGUAAAAAGCCUGUUGUCUUUGCUGGCUUUAUUACUUUCCACAGGAGCUAAGAAAAUGUUAUCUGAAAUUGCUGGACUUCGGUAAACCUGUUCUGAGAAGGUGAGUGCAGAUUUGCAUGACUGGAAUGGUAUCUUUUUCUCUUCUCUUUGGUGUGAGGGCACAUUCUUUUCGUUAUUAUUAAUAUGAUUAAUCAGUGGGGCUUUUUCUGCAUUCUUACUGGUUAAACCUGCUGUUCACAGGUAUGUCUGUAAUUUAAGCUUUUUUGCCAGCAUUCAAGAAGACUCUGUAUGUGUGGACUCCUUUAUCUUGAUUAAAGAGUGUUAUUUUAAAAACAAACAUUAAACUUUUAUGAAAUAACA